Molecule: messenger RNA, 3297 nt
Organism: Trichobilharzia szidati
Lineage: Eukaryota; Metazoa; Platyhelminthes; Trematoda; Strigeidida; Schistosomatidae
Source: the annotation of a GenBank genome assembly
GUCGACCUUGAGGACUGUGUUAUAUUCAAAGCUCGUAAUCAUAUGUUUAGGUUGUACAGAUGCUACAUAAGUCGUAACCAACAUUCGGUACUUCUUUAUAAUUACUCAUAAUGUGAUGCUUUCAGUACUGUGGACUAAACGAUUUACAGGCAGUGGAGAAGAAAUGGCUUCCCAUUAUAAGAAAAAUAGAUGCAGAUAUCGGAAAUAGGAACGCAUUAAAAUGCAGACAGUCUUUUGUGCUGUCGAUGUUUCCUUAUCCUUCGGGUAGUUUGCAUAUGGGGCACUUGCGCGUUUACACUGUCUCUGAUGUGCUGGCUCGUUACAAAAUGAUGUGCGGGGAAGCAACAAUAUAUCCUAUGGGUUGGGAUUCUUUUGGUCUACCUGCUGAAAAUGCUGCUAUUGACAGAAAUGAGUUUCCUCUCGACUGGACUAACAAGUAAGAAUAUACUUUCUAUGAAACAACAAAUGAAUGAGACAAUGUCGCUAACUGUUGAUUGGUCAAGAGAGCUGAGCACUUGUGAUCCAAAUUAUUACAAAUGGACUCAAUGGAUAUUUCUUAAAUUAUUUCAAUCAGGUUUAGCAUAUCACAGAUCAGCUUAUGUGAAUUGGGAUCCAAUUGAUAAAACUGUACUCGCUGAUGAAUUGAUUGAUAGUCAAGGGCGAUCUUGGCGUUCUGGUGCUAAGGUGGAACGUCGACCUUUACGUCAAUGGUUUUUUCGAACAACUGCUUAUUCUAAGUCUCUUUUAGAUGGUUUAAAAGACAUUGAAAAUAAUGAAUGGCGUGAUGUUGUCAAUCUGCAACGUGGUUGGCUUGGUAAUCUGAAUGGUACUCAAAUAGAAUUCGAUGUGAUCUCAUCUGAUGAACGACAGAGAGUUGAUCCACGUCAGCAUCAAAUGCUUUAUUCACCGUCAAUAGAUGGUCACUCAAUAAAGAGUAAAAAAGCCAAAGAUCGUCUAGUUGUAUUUACGAAAUAUCCAAGUUUAGCUGUUGCUGAUUUAAUCAGUUAUAUAAGAGUUGGUUCAGAUAGUGUAUACUUUGCAGAUAUGUAUAGAAAGCCAGAAGAAAAACGUGUCUUGAAUUUUAGUCGAAAAUUAGUUCUACACUCUGAUUGGGAUAAUCUGAGCAAUGCAAACAAGCUGUCUAUUGCAUCGUGUACAUCUGUAUCACCAUGGCCAGAGGUUUUAGACAUUUCUGUUCGUCAUCCACUUACAGGACGUUCAAUUCCAAUGAUUCGUGAUAAUAUCCCGUUGCCUAAACAUUCCAGAGCUUAUCCAAAUGAAUUAGUCUUUUCUCUACAUGGUCAAACAACUGAUCUCCUAUCAGAACUACUGGAUAUCCCGUUACCACCGGGAAAAUUAUCCUAUGGGAUAAAGGAUUCAUCAAAGGUGAACGAGUUGAAUAUUUCAAAUGAAGAUGAGUUAAGCCAGUGUGUUAUAAAUACUCCUAUUCCUGAGCUUCAUGGCAAGACAGUUGGUGAGUCAACGGAUAAAGCUAUGCAAAUGUUAAAGAUCAUUGGACGUGGUGGUUAUUGGUGUAGUGAUGACCGUACUGAUUGGCUGGUAUCUAGACAACGUUAUUGGGGCACUCCUAUACCGAUUAUACACUGUGAUACAUGUGGGCCAGUCCCAGUGCCUGAAGAUCAAUUGCCUGUUGUCCUCCCACCACUUGACGACGCCCUGAAACGAGGUGAUGAACCGUUGAAGCAUAAUGAAUCCUGGCGUAAGACAACAUGCCCUAAAUGUGGUAAUCCAGCCAAUCGUGAAACGGAUACAUUAGACACAUUUGUUGACUCAUCCUGGUAUUAUUUAAGAUAUUUGGAUCCGAAUAAUACAAAGGCGAUAUGUGAUCGUGAAAAAGCUGCUAAAAGUUUACCUGUUGAUGUAUAUGUUGGUGGUGUUGAACAUGCUAUUCGACAUCUUUAUUAUGCUCGUUUCAUUGCACAUUUUCUGUAUGAUAUGAAUAUUCUACCAUGUCGGGAACCAUUCAGACGUUUUCUUCCAGUUGGUUUAGUUUUGGGUCAAACAUACAUUGAACCACAAACUGGUCGUUUUAUUCCACCUGUAUAUGUGGAGAAAAUAUCAGUGUCUGAUAAAAAGGUUCAAUAUUAUGAAAAAGCAACAAAUACCCCACUUGAAAUGUAUUGGGAUAAAAUGAGUAAAUCCAAGUUGAAUGGAAUUGAUCCAACAGAGAUUGUCAGGAAAUAUGGUAUGGAUCUAGUACGUAUUACUAUGCUGUCUAAUGUUGGACCGCACAGGGCAAGAAAAUGGACUGAAGGAGAUGUAAUUCAAGGUGUCAUUAAUUGGUUAACUAAAAUGAAUCGAAUUAUUGAACAGUUAAUAGAAUAUUCUGUCCAUGCACAAAAUUCUAAUACAUCAUGGGAAUUAAAGUGUGGUCUGGAUGACCCAUUGUUGACGCAAUCUUCAAAUUUUCUUAAAUUUUAUGAAUCUGUUAUAACACGGGUGAAUGGAUAUUACGAUGAAACGUUUGUAAUUAGUGCAGUUAUUGCUCGACUUCAUGAAUUAACCGAUUUAAUUAGGAGAUCUUCUGUUCAUGCUGGUGGGCCAGGGCCGUCAAGUUUUCUUUAUCUUCGUGCAUUGGCUGAUCUAUUGGUUAUGUUGGCUCCAGUUUCACCGAUUUAUGCAUCUGAAUUAUGGUCUGGUCUUCAGUGUGCUCUGUCAACUAAUGCACCAUCAACAAUUCAUGAAAUUCUUUCCAGUCAUUCCAAUAAGAUGAUUGAUUCGAGUGAUGAUUGGUUCAAUCAUUGGCCAUACGAUUUGGAAAAACAUGUCCUGGAACAACCAUUCCCUAAAAUUCGUGAACAAGAUAGUCAAAUCAGUGUAGUGGACGACAACCAGACCAACAACGCUGGUUGUUUUGAUGUGGAUACAGGAAGAAGACGUGAAUCAGCUGCAACGUGAUGAUAAUGAAUGAAUGAAUUAGUGGAUGUGAAUGCUUAUGAUAAAUUUCUCAUUUAUAAGAUGGUUGAGAAAGGCGCCAUCUUAGUUUGAGACGUUGGCUGUAGCGUUUAUUUAUUCACCGAUAGUUUUCCUCACUACUUAUAUGUUUAUUAGUGGUAAUAGUAGUUAUUGUCGUUUUAUUCCUUUUGUAUAGUUUUACCUCCACUUUUCUACUCUUCAUCUGUUUUGUUGAAGAGGAAGGAGAAAAGAAGGAUGUUUGAUUUUUUAAUUGUUUAAGUGGUCUGUUAUCAAUAACUAUCCUAUGUGUAUAUAUGCUUUUUUUACUUCUUCAUAUUAUUGUCUCCCUUUCUUUCCUUUUUAAUAUUUGUGAAUACAUGC